Messenger RNA from Ipomoea triloba (trilobed morning glory), 1661 nucleotides. RefSeq names its product G-box-binding factor 1. The record is from RefSeq and is a predicted model, not a curated record. Gene Ontology annotation, biological process: regulation of DNA-templated transcription. Gene Ontology annotation, molecular function: sequence-specific DNA binding; DNA-binding transcription factor activity. The coding region runs from base 302 to 1348 and encodes 348 amino acids. The transcript has 12 exons. Gene Ontology annotation, cellular component: nucleus. Lineage: Eukaryota; Viridiplantae; Streptophyta; Magnoliopsida; Solanales; Convolvulaceae.
CUCUCUCUCACUCCUUGUGUUCCCGUUUUCUUGCCUCGUUGUCUUGAUACCGUGGAUAAUUAUCAGGUUUACAGUUUACUGUUAGCUAACCCUAAAUUCUGACCGUUGGAUCUUCGAUUUUCUCCCUUUUUCCUUUAAUUUUCACCUUUAAAUACGCAAGCGCAGACAGAAUAGCAGAGAAACAGAGGAAAAAGAAUAGAAACUCGUCGACUCUACCUUCGUCCGAGUUGGACUCCUGUUUGUUCCACCUCACUCUCACCAGACCAGUCAAUAAGAACAAACGUGGAUAUUCACUGACCUAAUGGGGUCGGGUGAUGAUGGCACUCCCACAAAACCUUCAAAGCCUGCUUCAACUCAGGAGACACCAGCUAUACCUUCAUAUCCUGAUUGGUCAAAUCCUAUGCAGGCUUAUUAUGGUGCUGGAGCCACACCUCCUUUCUUUGCCUCAACUGUUGCGUCCCCUACACCCCACCCCUAUCUGUGGGGAAGCCAGCAUCCUCUAAUGCCACCUUAUGGGACUCCAGUUCCAUAUCCUGCUUUAUAUCCUCCUGGUGGAGUCUAUGCUCAUCCCAAUAUGACAAUGGCUCCAAGUACAGUGCAGGCAAAUGCUGAAUCAGAUGCAAAGGCAUCUGAGGGGAAGGAAAAGGCUUCUGGGAAAAAAUCAAAGGGAAGUUCUGGUGGCAAGGCUGGAGACAGCAAAAAAGCAGCUUCUAGCUCAGGAAAUGAUGGUGCCACCCAAAGUGCUGAAAGUGGAAGUGAUGGCUCAUCAGAUGCAAGCGAUGAGAACAAUAACCAGGAAUUUUCUGCCUCCAAGAAAGGAAGCUUCGAUCAGAUGCUUGCCAAUGGGACCCAUGCACAGAGCAAUGCUAAAGCAACUAAUUACCAGACUUCAGUGCCUGGGAAUCCUGCCAUUUCUUUACCUGCAACUAACCUAAAUAUUGGGAUGGAUUUAUGGAAUCCUUCUUCAGCUGGUCCUGGAGCCAUUAAAAUGCAAUCAAAUCCACAGGUGGGGCGUGAAGGAAUGAUGUCUGACCAGUGGAUUCAGCAGGAUGAACGUGAACUGAAAAGGCAAAAGAGGAAGCAGUCUAACCGGGAGUCUGCUAGGAGAUCAAGAUUACGCAAACAGGCCGAGUGUGAAGAGCUACAACAUAGGGUUGAGACAUUGAACAGUGAGAACAGAUCGCUCAGGGACGAGCUGCAAAGGCUUUCUGAGGAAUGCGUGAAGCUGACAUCUGAGAAUGAUUCAAUAAAGGACGAAUUAACUAGAUUGUGUAGGCCUGAUGCCAUACCUAAGCUAGAGAAUAAUGGGGCGCAUAUCCAAGCAAAGCCCGACGAAGGUAACAGCUAAGACAAAGGAGCAUUGCACAGUAGGAUGAUGUUCACAACUUGAUCAGAGAGAUGUUCCAAUUACCCGCGGAACUAAUGGGUUUUAGGUUAUAAAAUAGAGUGAGACUGAUGUUUGUUGUUCCUAGUGAUCUUAUACAAACCUUAACCACAUUUUAAAAGUAACAUUUGUUUUACAGUAGUACACAAUUCUGUGUCUCAGUCAAAUGUUUUAAUUUCAUACUCUGCUUGUAAAAGUAACUGUAACAGCACUAAAUUAAUGCUAACUAGUAUCUAAACAGAAGCUAUUGAGUGAAUGUCUUCCUUCAUUCUUGUAA